Racocetra persica is the source of this 466-nucleotide messenger RNA. Lineage: Eukaryota; Fungi; Glomeromycota; Glomeromycetes; Diversisporales; Gigasporaceae. The record is from the annotation of a GenBank genome assembly.
AUGAAAGUAGCACUUGACACUUUUUAUAAUGUAUUAGAACCUUUGGAAGAAUAUAUUGAAAAAUCAGGGAAUUAUCCUGGAUUUAUCGCCAAAAGGCAAAUAUAUAGAAAGAGCAUUCAAGAUAGCGAAGGUUCGUUGGAAAAUGAUGAGGACUUGUUUUUAUCAGAUUUGUAUAUCUUUGCAAGAACAUUUCAUGGAAAACCUGAAUUUUUUAUGAAAGUGAUACAAGAGGAUUUUUACAAAUGGAUAAAUGCGGUGGGAAUUACUGCUGAAAAUACUUCCGAGGAAUUAAAACACUUUUUAAUUGAGAUAAACAAUGUUCUCGAAGGUAAUGAUGAAAAAAUUGUUAAGGAAACUCGCGAGAAAAUUAAAAAUAUAGAGGUUGACCCAAAAGAAACGGUUGGAAUAUUUGCUGGACUCCAAAAUCCUUUAAAUAAAAAUAGACAGCAAAGGAAAGAACUAGAAG